Molecule: messenger RNA, 2392 nt
Organism: Archocentrus centrarchus (flier cichlid)
Lineage: Eukaryota; Metazoa; Chordata; Actinopteri; Cichliformes; Cichlidae
Product: zinc finger protein 271-like
Exons: 4
Coding region: 273-1583 (436 amino acids)
Biological process (GO): regulation of DNA-templated transcription
Molecular function (GO): DNA-binding transcription factor activity, RNA polymerase II-specific; RNA polymerase II cis-regulatory region sequence-specific DNA binding
Source: RefSeq, a predicted model, not a curated record
CUGCGUGGUCGGAGCGCUGUAGACAGAGCUGCUUUUUCAUGGAGGAAAAGAAAUAAAGUUAGAGGAGAAACAAACUAAAGCAUCGAGCCAACACUACCAACGUAUGUAUCGAUACUAUUAAUACUUGCAUCGAUCCGCCCACCCUGAUCUCCUGGAUCUGACCUGAGAACAGCGCUAAUCUCUGUCCGUGGGCUCGGCUAAAGCUGAUCAUCAGGAGGAGGAGAGUCUGACGGAGCAGCAGAGGAACAUUUUCAGCCUCUACAGAGGAAACAAUGAGUUCAACACAACAGGACCAACAUGGACUGAGAAGUCAGCGCUCCCAGGAGGCUGACAAACCUCACAGAAAGAAUGAAGAAGAAAAAUACACGUGUGAUCAGUGUGGGAUGGAUUUUACCUGGAAGAUUUCAUUCAAGUUACAUCAACUUAGCCACAUUGCAGAGAGACCGUUCAGCUGUGACUUGUGUGGAAACUCUUUUACUCAGAAGAGUAACCUAGAAAGUCACCAGGUCAUCCACAAUGGAGUUAAACCGUUCAGCUGUGAUCAGUGUGACAGAGCUUUUACACAAAGUAGCGGAUUACAGCUUCAUCAAGUUACCCACUCUGGAAUUAAGGAAUACAGCUGUGACAUUUGUGGAAAAACUUUCAGCCUGCCAGGGCACCGAAAUACACACCUACGCAUUCACACCAAACAGGAUGCUUACUGCUGUGAUCAGUGUGGCAAACUGUUUACAACACAGUCACAGUUACAACGCCACAUGUUGGCCCACACUGAGGAGAGACCUUAUAAAUGUGACUUGUGUGAUAAGACUUUUAAAGAUUCAUAUUACUUGAAAAGACACCAACAGAUCCACAGCAGGAAGAGACUCUACAAGUGCAGUUACUGUGAGAAGCAGAGCCACACAGAUGGAUCCAGUUCUCAGUCCUGUCGUCGCUGUGGUGGUGGGAAAGCGUUUCGCUGUGACCUUUGUGGCAGAACCUUCAGUAAUCAGCAGAACCUAAAACUACAUCAACGUAGACACACUGGACACAAACUGAACUACUGCAAAGAAUGUGGGAAAAGUUUCCCCACAACAAGUAAAUUAAAACUCCAUAAGCUCUUCCACAGUGGGGUUAAAACACAUGUCUGUGACCAGUGUGGGUCAUCGUUCACCACUGCAGGUGAGCUUAAAGCACAUAAACGAGUUCACACAGGAGAGAAACCAUUCAAGUGCAGACACUGCAAAAAAAGCUUCUCACAAUCUGGUCAUCGUAACGUUCAUGAAAGUACACACAUUAAAGGGAACUACAGCUGUGACCAGUGUGACAAGCGCUUCAAGAAUCUCAGUUCAUACUCCUACCACAAACGAGCCCACGCUGCACAGAAACUGUUUCACUGUUACCAAUGUCCAAAAACAUUCUCUUCAUUAUCUGCUCUGUCCAAACAUCAGCGUGAUCAUGCAGGGCUGAAAUCAUUCCCAUCACUGGAUCACAAUGAAUCUGCAGACACACAAAGAUCCUCUUCUGGUUGCAGGGUCACUCUUAAAAACCUUGAGAUCCGGCUCCACAGAAUUCCGAUGGAAUCUCCUGUAAACAGUGUCAGCUAAGGUUACACUUGGAUCUGAUGAGGUAGCUCUGAUUUGUGGACUUGCAGUGAAUAAUCCUGAAUCUGACAUUUAGGAAGCUGCAAGUACAGAUAUAUACAUCAAGGCUCAUCUUUCAUCUUUUUUUCUCAGAGUGGGGAUUUAAACUGCUACAAUUCAUUAACCAGAGUUGUAAUAGUUUUGUAUUUUUAGUUGUUGUGAAUGUUCAUUCAGUCAUUUCAAAAUGACUUCAAUAACAAAAGAAUUAAAGUUCCCGAUUUUUGCUACUCUGUAAUUUUCAAUUUUGUAAAGCCAUCCGGUGGGUGGGAUUGGACCAUUUGGCUGUAUUAGAUUAGAUCAUAUAAAACUUUAUCAAUACCUUUUGGAAGAUUCCAUCUGUGAAAUUAAAGUUCUAGUAGCAGCUUUUACAGGUAACAUAGGCACAUAACACAGCAGAAAUCACAAUAAACAAACAUAUGGAUAAAAAAAUAAAUGAUAAAAUAUGUCUGAUACCCUGAUUUAAAGAGGAAAAGAUUAUUAAUUCACUUUUUUAAUGUAAUUUCACAUCUAUUAAAGAUCAGAUGGUGUAAUGUGUGCCAUGCCUUUUAUAAAUGUUUAAUAAAGUUAUUGACUCCAAACUGAAGAAAACUGAAGCUGUGUGCAAAUGUUUGAGGGAACCUUCUUAGUGUAUUUCUAUAAUCUUGAAGUUCAUGUUAGUUUUUGUUUCAUGUAUUUUGAUCCACAUGUUCUCCAGCUGUUUUCUUUCUGUUGAGAUUUGUUGUUGUAAAAUCCUGGAAGGGUUCAAUAAAAAUCUGAAAAAAAUGUUAACUAAA